AGUCACAUACGUUCCGGUCAUGUGACUUGCGCCGUCGAAAAUGACCGCUGGACACAGCCAGCAGAAUGCAGCAGUGGUCUUGUUGUUCAUUCAUGUCUGUUUCUCUGGUGGUUAUCAACUGACUGAGUUACAGGGCCUGUGCCAUCUCUGCAACGGGACAGUCCAGAACGGCACAGCUGUGAGCCAGUUCUGUUCCGCGUCUGCGGGUUUGAUUGAUGGCCGCUGCUGCCUGCUGCGAAAAGAAAACGUCAGGGAUGCUGACCACGUCAUCGGGUUGGACCUAUCAAACUGUUCCCUGAGCCGUGUGGAAGACCUUCGAGAUGCAUUCAACGCUACAACAAUAGAUCUCUCACUGAACCCCAUUGUAAACCUGGACGAUUCACUGUUUGAAGGCUUUAUCCAGUUAGCUAACCUGAUUCUGCCUGCCAACCUGGUCUGUCCAGGAGGCAAUGCAUCAUGGGAUAAGGUGAAGGUCAAAGGGGAAACUCAUUUUUGUGAAGGACAGAAAGACAUCUGUAACCAGACUGAUUAUUUGUCGUUGAACUGCCCUGAGAACUCUCUCUGUGUACCAUACGGUCCGGGCUUCUUUCAAUGUAGCUGCGUGGAGGACUUCCGUGGAUACAAGUGUCUUCGAGAGGGAGAGUUUCCUAUAAUCCAGGUGUUCGGGCCUCUAGCGGGCUCCACGGUCCUGGUCUCCAUCCUGCUAUGGGUCACCCAAAGACGCAAGGCCAUAUCAGUCUGAGGUUGUACCCGAGCCCCUGGUCUGAGGCCUAGUCCUAGGACAUUUUCAAGUGGUACUGACCUGAAACAGCAGGGGAAAUGCUGAGUGGACUGUUGAUUGAAAUGGUCUCAGGGGUUAAUGUUAUAAUGCUGACAGUGGACUGUUGAUAGAGGAGAUGGUCUCAGGGGUUAAUGUUAUAAUGCUGACAGUGGACUGUUGAUAGAGGGGGUGGUCUCUGGGGUUAAUGUUAUAAUGCUGACAGUGGACUGUUGAUAGAGGAGAUGGUCUCAGGGGUUAAUGUUAUAAUGCUGACAGUGGACUGUUGAUAGAGGGGAUGGUCUCUGGGGUUAAUGUUAUAAUGCUGACAGUGGACUGUUGAUAGAGGAGAUGGUCUCUGGGGUUAAUGUUAUAAUGCUGACAGUGGACUGUUGAUAGAGGGGAUGGUCUCUGGGGUUAAUGUUAUAAUGCUGACAGUGGACUGUUGAUAGAGGGGAGGUCUCUGGGGUUAAUGUUAUAAUGCUGACAGUGGACUGUUGAUAGAGGGGAGGUCUCUGGGGUUAAUGUUAUAAUGCUGACAGUGGACUGUUGAUAGAGGAGAUGGUCUCUGGGGUUAAUGUUAUAAUGCUGACAGUGGACUGUUGAUAGAGGAGAUGGUCUCUAGGCCCAUAUGACAUUGUUUUAAGACUUAUCUUUGAAAGGCACUCUGUCAGAAUUGACAGUGUUUUCGAUGCUCAGUGUGUAAUCGCCACAAAUUUUGCAAUUGUUGUACAGCUAGCAGCCAUUUAUCUCGAUCAACAUGGCAUUAUGUUCAACAUGAGCUGGAACUCAAUUUAUGUUCCAGUCAUGGUUUACUAAGACCAUAACUGAAGCAGGUAACGUCAUCUACUUUGCAUGUGAAUAAGUCAUUUGUAGUAGGAGCUAUAUAAUGUGCAAUAUAAAUUGCAAUAGCAACAAAAUAUUUUAAUUGUUUGGGAAAACUGACAAGAUAUCGACUUGAUAAAAUCCCAUUAUAGGGAGACAUGAGCAAAACACAUUGCUUGCAGACAGUACCGCUAAUGUUGACUUGUUCAUACAUGGUUACAGAUGAAUUGAUGUUUAUAAACUGAAAUGGGUUGCCUUUUUGUAUUUUACCUUUAAUUAAAGAAAGAUGUUAUACACGGA
This is a messenger RNA of Salvelinus namaycush (lake trout), 1882 nucleotides long. It is a transcript of the gene atraid, whose product is annotated as all-trans retinoic acid-induced differentiation factor. Gene Ontology annotation, biological process: positive regulation of osteoblast differentiation. Lineage: Eukaryota; Metazoa; Chordata; Actinopteri; Salmoniformes; Salmonidae. The coding region runs from base 41 to 742 and encodes 233 amino acids. The transcript is spliced from 7 exons. Gene Ontology annotation, cellular component: intracellular membrane-bounded organelle. The record is from RefSeq and is a predicted model, not a curated record.